AUGGCGUUAGACACCCUGUUUGUAGGUAAAAGUGUAAAAAAUUGAGAGCAGUGUAAUGUCGCUGAUUUGAUCAACGUGUGAGGUGGAAAGAAAAGGAAGUUCAUGUCGGGGAAAACAUGGAACUUUCACAUGUCUUUUUGUCAAAAAAAUGCUGAUGAUUUUUUGCUUAUUUUGCUAUAGUUUGUAGUAAGAGGGUUUCCUCUUGGAAGAAAUCUUGUACUUCCUUGCUUACGCAUCGCAACAAGAUGACAAAGUGUGUUGUGUUAACACGGGUUUGCGGAGGAAUCAUAUCAAUUCCUAAAAAUGCUGGAUGUCACUUUGCGAGUGCCGCCAAAAUAUUCAACGACGGUUUUUGCGAGAGGAUACGUAAAAUCAGAAGAGUCGACAAGAGGAAAAGCAGCCUUGCAGAGUUUCAUGUGAUAAAAAAGGUAUCCAAAUGAUUUCUGGAUGACUUUUUGCCACAUGAUCCUCUACAAGACUUUCGUCCGGUCGAUUCUUCUGAUUUUACGUACUUUCUCGCAAAAAUUAUCGUUGAAUAUUUUGCCGGCACUCGUAAAGUGACAGAACAGCAUGUUUAGGAAUUGAUAUGAUUCCUUCGCAAACCUAAUUGGAGAUCUUGGAUGUGUCUGCAAAGAAUUAGUUAAAUUUUUCAAGGGUUGUUUUAUGUCCCAUUUACUGUAGGUGUGAGAAAAAAUUUUUGAUAUCGGCGAAUGUUAUUUGCAGAUAUUAUUUUUUGGGACAUGCAGUGAAAUUUUUCUGGAUUUCAUAUUAUAGUGUUAUUCAUUUUUUCAGCCCGCCUACAGCGUGAUGCCAUCGGUGGACAUCUUUGCCGAGGAAAAGAAGACCGAAUUUGAAGUCUCCACCCAAGCAGAAGGCUUUGGAUUCGGCUCCACGCAACAAGUCCGCCCCAAUUUGCCCCCAAGAAGUGGCUUCGAAGACGCCAAGGGAUUCAAUGCUUUUGGCGAAAAAGACCCGAAAUUCGGCAAGGAUGGCGCUGGCGAUCGCUACAACGAACAGCGAUUCAAGGAGAACAGACGUUUCAGCACUCCGGCCGCGGGAAACGACGUCUUCGGAGCGGGAUUCCAGCCGGAUCAGGCGCAAGAAGGCUUUGGAAGCGGUGGAUUCGGAGCCAUCGGAGAGGCCAAGAAAGAAGACAAGGAGAAUGAUGAUGUGUUUGGAAGGAAACCGGGAUUUGGAAAUGAGAGAGGAGGAUUUGGAGUGGAAAGAAGAGGCGGACACAGAAACAGGGAUGCAUUUGGAGCCGACAGAAGAGCCGGAAGAACCGGUGGAUUCCAGGACGGUAAGAAUUUUUUUUCUUUUGACGGGAAAUUUGAUUUUUUUUUUUUGGAAUGAACCUUUUUUUAACGGAAUAUCAGUCGCAAACGUGCCUUGGAAUCGACCAUCAUCGCUUCUGUGACGGCUAGCCGUAGCUGGAAAUUUGGCACAAAACAGCGGUGACACGUUUUGUUGCGGCAAAUCCACAUUAUUUUCCCGACAGAUUAAUAUUGAAAAUUCGGUGCGGGGCAAUUUCCAGUGGUCAAAAGUGCCUCACAUUACGACCAGGAAGCAUUCCGAAUACUUCCAAAUACUUUCCUCAACCCUGAAAAUCGCGUUAUUUUGAAGAGAACGCGAGAAAGUUGCCUUUUUGAAAGGAAUAGAGAUAAGGAAGCAUUCGAUGUCUCACCGAAUGCUUGCUUAACUCGAAAAAAGGCAACUUUCUCGCCGUCUUUUCAAAAGGAACGCUAUUUUCGGUGAGAGGGAGGUAUUUGGAAGUGUUCAAAAUGCUUCCUGGACGUGAUGGGAGGCACUUUUGACCACUGGAGUGGAAGUUUUUCCGCACUGGACUUGAAUAUUCAUCUGUCGAGAAAAUAAUGUGGAUUUGUCGCAGCAAAGUCUCUCGCCGAUGUUUUGUAUCAAAUUUCCAGCUGCGGCUAGGUGUCACAAAAGCAAUGAUGGGCGAUUCCAAGGCCCGAAAACCCCACAUUAUUUUCCCGACAGACUGGUAAAUUUUCUGAAAAAUACUAUUUUUUUUCGGUCACUGAACGAAAUUUUUAAUUUAAGGUCCUCGCUCUUCCCGCGUCGGAUUCUCGUCCACUGCGCACCCUGCGAACUAUCGCGGCGGCUUCGGUGCCAGCCGAAGCCGGCCCAGAAAUUCGGAAGGCGGAUCCACGGCCGAUGGAUUUGGAAGACAGCGCGGCGAUGGAUUUGGUGGCCCAAGAUCGGAUGGCGGAGGCUUUGGAAGAGACGAUGGAUUUCAAAGAAAGGUCGGCGGAUUCCGUGGUGGAAAAACCUCAUCCGGAUUUGGAAAUAACUAA
Bursaphelenchus xylophilus (pine wood nematode) is the source of this 2315-nucleotide messenger RNA. Lineage: Eukaryota; Metazoa; Nematoda; Chromadorea; Rhabditida; Aphelenchoididae. The record is from the annotation of a GenBank genome assembly.